AUGAAGGUGUGCUUUUUCUUCGUCAUUACUUUAAUCAUCUGCCAAUAUUUUAUCAGUCAAAUUAGUGUUGAUGCACGUCCAGCAGAAUUAAAACGAUUCUCUUGGUCCUUUCCAAUUCAUGAAGAUCAAGAAGAUAAUACAUACAAAGAAUUAGUUAAACGAAAAGGCGUUGGUUGGGGUAAACGUAGUGAUUCAAUGCUUGGUGAUCAUCCUUAUGCUGUACAUGAGAAUUCUGCUCGUACAUGGUUUGAAGAUAAAUGA
Adineta steineri is the source of this 261-nucleotide messenger RNA. The record is from the annotation of a GenBank genome assembly. NCBI's taxonomy places the organism in Eukaryota, Metazoa, Rotifera, Eurotatoria, Adinetida, Adinetidae.